Motacilla alba alba is the source of this 12383-nucleotide messenger RNA. It is a transcript of the gene SGMS2, whose product is annotated as sphingomyelin synthase 2. NCBI's taxonomy places the organism in Eukaryota, Metazoa, Chordata, Aves, Passeriformes, Motacillidae. The transcript is spliced from 6 exons. Gene Ontology annotation, cellular component: endoplasmic reticulum membrane; Golgi membrane. Gene Ontology annotation, biological process: ceramide biosynthetic process; sphingomyelin biosynthetic process. Gene Ontology annotation, molecular function: sphingomyelin synthase activity; ceramide cholinephosphotransferase activity. The coding region runs from base 710 to 1807 and encodes 365 amino acids. The record is from RefSeq and is a predicted model, not a curated record.
UCCGGGAGGUCCGGGCGGAGCGGCCGGCCCUGCCCCGGACAGCGGCGGCGGCGCGGUGAGUCACUGCUUGGAAAUGGAGUGGGCGGGCGUGCGCGUAGCAGAAUGAAUGAUGUCAGGGAGCACCGCGGCGAGCAUGAGGCUCGCGGCAAACACGGCGGCGGCCGCAGCCCCGAACGAGCGCUGCCGCCGGCGCCCCCCCGGCCCGGAGCCGCCCUCCAGCGGGAGAGCCCUUCCAGCUGCGGCACUGCUGAGGCAGGAAAGCUCUGCGAGAAGUGUCGCCUCCGCCGACGCCCUUAAAGCCGGUCCCUUUCGCCAGGAGGGAGAAGAGGCUGAGGCUGGGAGAGGAGCAAAUUGCAGGGGAAGGUAGAGAUUGUGGCAAACUUUCUAGCUGCUUCUGCGUGCUGCUACCUCACUGGUGGGAGUGUCUGCCCAUAAGGAACUGCAGAGCCCAAACCUAGGAGCCCUGAGGCUCCAAAAACGACUUCCAGCCGCCUUUGGAGGAGGAACUGCCAGCAGUGCAAGAUUUUGCGUAUACGGCCGAGUAGAUGAUUCAGCUCUAGAAGAAAGACUUGUCUUCACAAAUUCCUUUGGAGGCACAAUGGAUGCAUUUUAGAGUUCUACAGAAGUCAUCUAGGAACAAGAACAUUGGACUUUGAGGAAUAACAGAGUUCAGAGAGCCCAGAAAUUGGUCACUAAUAAAGCCUUGGAAAUGAAUACCAUUGAGACAGCAAAGCUUGAAGAGCAUAUGGAGGGUCAGCCAAAUGAGACUUCUAAUGGCUACUCACGACCUACUCUCUCAGUCAGUGAAGAGAACAAAAAUGGCACUAGCAAACCCAAGGGCUUGUCUAAUGGCUUGCGAAAAACAGCAAAGAAGUAUCCUGAUUACAUCCAAAUUGCUAUGCCUGCUGAAUCUAGGAACAAAUUUCCUCUGGAAUGGUGGAAAACAGGCAUUGCCUUUGUCUAUGCUCUCUUCAACUUGAUUUUAACAACUGUCAUGAUCACUGUGGUCCAUGAGAGAGUACCUCCAAAGGAGCUAAGCCCUCCCUUGCCUGACAAAUUUUUUGAUUACAUUGAUCGUGUGAAAUGGGCUUUUUCUGUAUCAGAAAUAAAUGGAAUGAUACUACUUGGAUUAUGGAUAUUCCAGUGGUUGUUUCUUAGAUACAAAUCAAUAGUGGGGCGCAGGUUCUUUUUUAUAAUAGGAACUUUGUAUCUGUACCGCUGUAUUACCAUGUACGUUACCACCUUACCUGUGCCUGGAAUGCAUUUUCAGUGUGCACCAAAGUUGAAUGGAGACUCUCAGGCAAAAGUUCAGAGAAUCCUGCGACUGAUUUCUGGUGGUGGUCUAUCCAUAACUGGAUCGCACAUCCUCUGUGGAGACUUCCUGUUUAGUGGACACACUGUAGUAUUAACGCUGGUCUAUCUGUUCAUCAAAGAGUAUUCACCACGUCAUUUCUGGUGGUAUCACUUAAUCUGCUGGCUGAUGAGUGCUGCUGGCAUUAUUUGUAUCCUGGUUGCCCAUGAACACUACACCGUAGAUGUCAUCAUUGCCUACUAUAUCACCACGCGGCUCUUCUGGUGGUACCACUCCAUGGCUAAUGAAAAGACUUUAAAGGUGUCUUCGCAGACGAAUUUUCUCUCUCGAGCAUGGUGGUAUCCAAUAUUUUAUUUCUUCGAGAAGAAUGUGCAAGGCUCUGUUCCUUGUAGUUUUUCCUGGCCAAUAUCUUGGCCUCCCAGCUGCUUCAAAUCUUCAUGCAAAAAGUAUUCACGGGUUCAGAAGACAGGAGAGGACAAUGAAAAAUCUACCUGAAGAAAAGAAGGAAAGCAUCUGCUCUGGUUUUUUCAUUUUUGAUUUUUUUUUUACCAAAACAUUAAUGCUGUAACCAAAGUUCUUAAGAAGACUGUAACUGAAGAAGUGGACCAAGCUUCUGUGCAAUUGAUGGAAAGACAAUUGUAGACACAUAUAUUGCGUUUCAGAUGUUUUCCUCUCAUCUGGCUGUACAGACCUAUUCUACUCUUCAGUGCUACUGAAAUGCACCACUGAUGGGAUUUUUUUAUUAAAGAAAAAAACGGAGCAGGAUUGUGCUUUAUUAAUGAGAUAGAGGUGCCAAAGACCACAGUAACACUUCCAUUACUAUCACGCAUCCACAGAAGCACCCAAAAGUCUCCUCUUCAGAGCUCUGGAGUGCGUAAGGGCAAAAACAUGCUAACAUGUAAAGGCACGAUAUUGGCAUAUUGAGGUGUAGAAAAAAUAACACAUUUGUGGGAAGUGGUUUGUUGCAUUAUUCUUGCUAAUGGAGGUUAGGCCUUUGUGUGACUGGUACAGCUGGAAGCAAGUCUGACUUUUUUACACACUGUGGGUAUGAAUAUCUUAGGACCCUAAAAUACUACUUACCACCGUUAACUCCAAUGUAUAGUACUAUAUACCAAUUUUUACAUUUUUAUUAGUAAUUUUAUAUUUAAAUAGUUGUGUUACCUGAUGAAUUUGCAAAUUAGAAACAGCUGCUAGCAUCAGAGCUCAAGGAGCCUAAAAUUUUAUUUUUAGUAAGAGACACAGUUUCAACAUUUGAAUCUUGAAUUACAGCUGGCCUUGUGUAUAUAGCUCUACAGUGCCUGUCAGUGUAUAUAGAUGCAGAUAUACACAAAAGCACAUACCUUAAACAAAAUUAUUUACUGGGAAGAGUAAUCCUAGAGUUUUAAUGCGGGUAGAAGUUGUACAGUUCUCACCUGCUUGAGGAAUGCAAGGCCAGGUCCAAAAUGGGGCUACAUUUAAAAUAAAAAUUUUAAUUUUAGUAGCAAUCUCUUUCUGAAGCUAUGUAGCAGGUUUGCUUGGGAGCCAUAGUUCUCCACUGAAUUUCUUUUUUUGUCUUUUACCUCUUGACACAUGUUUCUGUGAUUUACUUUAAAGAAACAACCAAACAAAAAAGUGCUAAGAUGGGAUAUCUACAACAGCAGCAUUUCUUCAAUUACAGCAUAAAAUAAUUCCAUAUUAAAUGACACUGUGGUAGACCUCAAAAAUAGAUUACCUUUCUUCUUCCCAGGGUUGCAGUCCAGUUAAAAUGGCUAUCUAAACAAGGUGCCUGAGAAUGGGGGAAGCUACCAUGGGGUGAACAUGUAACAAAACCACAGAUUAACAGCUACCUGUUUCUUGUUAGUUUAUGUUGUUUUGUAUUGUUGUGAAAGCAAAGUAGCAAAUUAGCACACCAUGUUUAGCCAUUUAUAUUCUGGAAUAAUUUCUGCAGUUAACUCAAUAUUAUUUUCAGAUAUUCACUAAAACCUAAUGAAAAGAUAAAACUGCAUUAUGUUGAGGUGAUACUAAUAGAAACGAAAUGCUGCAUAUUUUAAGAAUGUCUCGAACUGAGUGACAAGUGUGAACACAAUUUAACUAAUGACAACUUGUUUUUAAAAAGUCCAGAGUUAAAGUCAUAAAAAGAAAUACAGAGUAUUCCAACAUAAUAAUUUUCAGUUAAGGGGAUAAUUUCUGAGUUGUACAUGAGAAUAUUUUUGUGCGUUCAAAUAUUUUUGUGCAUUAUCAAAAUAAUACAAUAAAAAGUGUUCCUUUCAAUACAUUUUUGGAAAAACUUAGUUAAGAAAGAAAUUCUGCUGUGGUUUGGUUUUGUUAUUUAAAAUGAGUUUAGUAGACUCUGAUAAUGUGCCUCUGAAGUUGUGUGUAUAUCGGCAUAUCUGUGCUUUCAUUUACUUGCUUCUAGCAGACCUUGAACAGCUACAAAGCCAGUAUCAAAAAACUUUUGAAAAUUCUUUUUUCUCUCAUAAAUUAAUCUGUUCAACACCAGUCAGUAGAUCUCCUGAGAUACUUGUUAUAUCAGUACUACUUCAUAGAUCAUAAUUUUUAAAGCUAAAAUCUAAGCUUUGUGAUACCUUAAAUAUAGUCAUGUUAAUCCCCUUGUAGUAAUACUAUCUUUUAGGAGUUAUGAAUGGAUUUCAUUAGUAGUCACUGUGCCUUGAAAAUAGCAUGAUGAAAAGCAUUACCUAAGGAGCUUAAGCAGUUGUUUUUAUCUGGUGGCUGAAAAAUAAACACUUUGACAGUGGGAUUUCUCUAACAGAUCUGCAGAGUAGGCUUUCUUCAUGCAGGAUGAGGUGUUUAGGGUUUUUUACACUUAUUCCUGUUUCUGAAGGAAAAAAAAACGUGCAAGUGAUGAAAUAGACUUUCCUGCUGUAUUACAACAGACAUCUCUAUCAAAUUCAGCAGUAGAAUGAAAGCUCACACAGCCCAACAAAAGCAGAGUGUUUACCUGGUUCUAAGUGGCAGCUCUAGCUCAAAAUACUUAUUCCUGUUCUGGCUCAGUCCUUCCUUAAGUACUUAAUAUUUAUCCAUUGUAUGGAAGCUCUCAAAGGGAUAUGUGUAUGUUUAAUUAGCAGAAAGCCCCGGUUUUCUAUCCUCUCAAUAGCUUUUAAGUGAUUUUACCAACUUGGAUGGUGUAACUGUAUUUGAUGACUCUUCAGACCUAUAUGUAAGGUGAUAAAAUGGGGUAAGUAAUGAUAUAUAUCCUAGUUCUUACUGUUAUAGUAAUUUAUCUGAUAUAAACCACAACUGCUAUGUAAAAAUUAAUUAUUGUAACAUCUUGAUGAUCAUUGUAUACAAAUACCAUGAAGCUUAAAGUAUAGUUUCAUCAUAAGAAGCAAGAGAUUGGAGUAGGCAAAAAGAAGAAACUUGGUCUUCCCUUAGGCCUACCAUCAAGUGGUCAUUAUAUUAUUUGGUCUAUAUAUGCCAAAUACUUAGCAGUGUGUCACUAGUUAUUUUUUCCUAGUUAUAGUAAUAUUUCUCAGGUGUCACAUGAGCUGCCCCUUUCCUCUGACUAUAACAUGCUCUUCUCGACUGAAGAGUAUUUUCGUGUUGAACUUUACAGACACUUAAUAAAAAAACAUCACUGCAUUUACCAGUAUGACUUAAAUGCUGGUGGGCUUUCUUCAAAUGCCUAACAUAAAUUUAAAUCUGGAUUUUAAAUGUUAACUUGAGCAUUUAAAGAAGUAUGCUGCUAAGUAGUCAUGCUACAGAUACUUACUGCUAAUGCCAGAAAUUGUUAACGUCUACUUGAAAGCACUGGAAACGGGCACCUUUUUCGGUAUGUGCUUAGCACUCCCAUGUGGAUGUAAAUGGUACUAACUGUUAGUCAUCCUUCACUGCUGCUUUCUUGGAAAGAUCGCCACAGGUGGCGUCGUAGCAAAAAUAGCUGUGCUAAACAUUGCUAUGAACCCUAGUACUGGAUUUGCUGCCCUCCUUAAAAAAAUUGGGAGAGAAGGAAACUAAAAAAAGUUUGUUAAACUACACUACCUUCAUGUAAUAGAGAAAUAAAGCUCAGCAACAGAGACAGAACUGGGAAGUCUUAGAAGAGAUGAGAGACCAUUCUCUUAAUUGAAUUAUUGCAAAUUAGCUUAGUAGGGUCUUAAAUCAGAAUCUGUUCAAUCUCUGGCUUUCUCUUUAUCAGUAGUAUCUGGCUAGACAGUUUAUCCUAAGUUGUUUGGUACUAACCCAAAUUCUUUUUCUCAUUUCAUUAGAUAGGAUUUACUGUUCUAGGGACAGAUCCAUUAGCUUCAAUGCAAGGUGAAGUCUUUCCAUUAACUUUAAACAAACUUUCACAUGGCUCUGUGUUGGUUUUUGUUUGUUUGCAGGAUUUUUUUCUUUGUUAGUGGGGUUUUUGGUUUUUUGUGGGUUUGUUUUUUUUUUUUUAAGUGCAUAAACCUUGAAUCUUAAAGAUUCAUGGGCUUAUUUUGAAAAUGGGUCCAAGCUGCUAGAUAGACUGGAACCAUUUUGCCUUACUGGCAGAUCUAAUAGUUGUAAAACUCCAUUGUCAUCUUGAUAUUUUCACAAUAUAUGUGUUUUGGACUUACCUAGAACUCUUAUAUGGGCUAUGAGAUAGAACACUUCUGUAUUGAAGUGCUCUAUUCCAGGCAUUGUAAAAUUAAUGUCUUAAUUCAGUUACUGAGAAGAGGGAUCUUAAAAGUAAAUACUCCUAUUAGGCAUCAUUCAAAUGAGUAUUGCUGCUUAAGUACACAUGAGAAAAAUACCCUGGCAUGCCAUUCAAGUAGCUUUGCUUAUAAGUAAGUCUUCAUGUGCCACUCUGUGACAUUUCUUAGAAUCCAGAGAGAAGAGCUGUGAAACAGAGAAUAUAGACAAAGGCACUUGUAGUAUUUAUAAGGAAAAGGAAAGAAGAUGAAAACACUGAAGUAGAUGGUGAUCAUAUAUUGCUUUUUGCAUGAAAUGGAGCUAAAACUAUACCUAACUUGUAAGAAGUGUAGAUUUAAAUUGUGUAAUAGUUCUGGAAAAAAAAACCAACUAUAAGGAAAGCCUAUAAGGAAGCAGCAGUAUUAAGCACACCAUUCCAUGGUACAGAUGUGUAUCUCUGCUGGCUCUCAUCCAUAACUUCCUAUAUAAAAACAAAACCCAACUCAGUGAAAAAUGCUUGGAGAUUAAAGUGCUUAAAUAUUAUUUACAGUCUUUUAGAAGUUGUUCCUACAAGCUGCCAUUAAUAGUUUCUAAAAGAAGAACAAAGUGCUGCAAUGCUUAAAUACUGAAGCUUUUUUCUAGUUGGCUUCAGUUUCCAUGGAUUUAACCAUAUGAUUAAAUCUUACUAACCUAGAAAGCAGCACAUAAGAAUGUCAGGCUGGAUACAGGUAGCUCAUGUAUUGCAAGGAAGCUUUCCAGUUUUGAACUCAUCUUUCCUAACUAAACUUUCAAUGCCUGAAUGAUUUUUAAAGAUGAAGUAAUACUGUGUAGUCUCUAACAUGUACAUGAAAUACUGGUGUUGAGGACUCCUUCUUUCUACUGUAAGUCAGUGAUUAAAAACCCACAAAGGUUUGAGUUGUUGUCAAGGAAAAUUUUUUAAUUGCAAAGAACGUGGAGUUGAGCACAUGUUGAGCUGUUUGUUUUCUGUGGCUCUUGGCUGUGUACUGACCUUUAAGAUGCAAACUAGGUGGGAAGAGAAGAUCACUUCUUACUGGGAGGAGCAGUGUGUCACUUCAUGAAUUAAAAUUAUAUUGGCUGCAUGUUACAUGCAGUCUUAUCUGUACUACAGUUGAAAAAAGAUGCUGUAUUAUACUAUUAUAGUUAGUUUUUGCAUUCUUAAAAAUGGUUCUGUAGUGGUUGACCCAGUCCUUCUGCUGGAUGAGGAGUGAGUGCUUUUGUCCUUUACUUGCUGUCUAUAUGGUUAAAUAUAACUGGUUUUAGGUCUGGUAAAUGGCAAUGAAAAAAUUUCAGAUUCCUUGGAUACAGUACCAGAGAUGUUUUAAGGUGUCUGUGCAUGGGUUUCUUCUAGGAGAAAUAUUCUUCUUUCAAGCUGUGCCUAAAAAAUAAUAAUGUUAGCUCUUGCAUUUUCUCUCAGCAUAAUGUGGUCUUUAGGAAGUUAGCAUUUGUGACACUGCAAAUAAUUACUACAGAAGAUGCUCCUUUGUGCCAAAUGAGUUCAGUUUUCACAAAGUAUCUUUGAAAUAUGUUUGAAGAUGACUUUUGAGUUUUUUGGUUGUUUUUUUUUUUAAUUAAAAGUGGUCAGAAAUGAGUCUGAAAUAAAAGCAUCUCGAGCAGUUGGGGUCAGGCACCACGCAGGCACAUGGGUGUGGAAAGGGUUUCUCUGGCAUAAGUAAUAUUGGAUUCAGAAGGCAAACCAGGUUGCAUUUGUACAGUACAGAUGGCUGUGAGCCAUCUCUACCUGUCCUUUUGAGCUUCUUUUGGACUGACAGUGCAGUACUAAAGGUGGCAAUAGCUAGAAAGUGAAGGUCACUUACAAAUCAAAACUAUAAAUGGAGCUGAAAAGGCAGAUCUCUGUAAAACCGCUCAUCAGAGAGCUGUGUUCCAAUUCAACAGAGCAUACAAUUGGGUGUUACUUCAGGUGUGUGAGUCAUAUUUAAGAUAAGUGGGACUGUUUGCUUUCUAAAUUUUUUAUUAAAGAUGGCAGGUGUGCUGAGAAUACCAAGAGGAAGUUUAUCUCCCUGCUUACUUUUACCUCUGCCAUUGAAGUGAUUGUGUAUGAACCUUAAACAAUAUUACUGAAUUCCAACCCCUCUUUACAUUUUGAAUAACUUAGCAGUGCUUUGUUACUUCUGUAAAAACUGGGUUUACAUUCCACCUGUUUCCGUUUGUUGCCACUGAAAAUGGCAAUGGUGCUUAUGCUGAAGCCUGUGCUGCUUUAGACUCUUGUCUAACUACAUCUGCUUCUACUAAUUGUAUUUUCUAAAUGGCUCAAUACAGAAGAGUAGAAUUUACAUUUGAGAGAGCUUCAUAAUUAACCCUAAAGCCAAAGGCAUUCUUGUCAGACACAUCUUUGCACAAUUAGUACUUGAAAAUAAUUUUAAAGCCUAACAUGGUAGGACAUAAUUCUUUUCCCUCAGGAAUCAAUUCUUGCUUCUUAAAUGUUUAGCACAUUUGUUUGUGUUUAUUUUCAUGAUUCAGGGCAGUAUAUGUGAGAUGUGAAAAAGGUUCUGCUAGCUUUUGAGGUCAGGGUUAUACCAAGGAACCUGAAAGUAAAAGCAGAAAUAAUGGUUUGAUGGCUGUGGUUCUCAUGCUUUCCAUGUGACUUUGAAAACUUUUAAGACUUCCCCUAAAAACAGCACAGGACCUCAUUUUGGCUGCAAUAUGGUUUCUUCCUUGUCAGCUGACAGCUUUUCUUGCAGGACUUCUCCUAGGUUGGAUCUUGGGUAUCCAUAGCUCUUUAUGUCAAUUGGAGCUGUAAAUCCAACCUUGGAAAGACUAGGCAAGAAAAGACAUUGGUCCCUUGAGGGACCCUCCAAGGUAAUAUGAGAAUGCUGUAAUGCGUGCAUGACAAGAAGCUGAUAAGAUGGCAUUGUUCUGUAGCUUCAGGGUCCAGUUCUGCAAACGCCAUGCAGCAUACUACAAUAACAAACUGAGAAACCUUUGGUGCUGUAGUUUCUACUGGUCUUUGCAAAUUUGGUGUCGUUUUCAUAGAAAUUCUUCACAAUUAGCAGGAGUUGGCUUUUAUAUUGUAAAACUUUCAGGAUGACACUUUAACUGAUAUUUUGUCAGGUAACUGAGUGUUAUGGUUUGCUGCAUAUGUGCAAGAGGUACUAGAGCUAGAGUUGUGAUUUGUGCUGCAAUCUGUUCACUGUGUUAAAAAACCCCAAACCAAAAUCAACCAUUGCACUAGCUGUACUUUAAAAACAAACAAAAAAAGCAAUAAUGGGAGCAUCUUGUAGCUUUUCCCUCCAGAGGUGCUGUCUGUCAAGGUCACUUCACUGUCAACUGUGAAUUUGGUAAAACAGGUUGAAGAAAUUGUCCUAUGUGGUUUACUUGGCACAUACAAGUUGAAGUUGUUUAUUGUCAGCCUGUGUACUAAUGAAUACAGGUGGAUUAUUUACAUAACCACUCACAUGUUUAAAAAUCAGAAACCUUAUAUCCAUUUAUGGUGCUAAUAAUCUCAACUAUUAUAAAGAGCUGGUAUUCUAUUAUUACACAUGAACACUAAGGAAAGCUGUUGUGACACCUUUCAAUAAAAUAAAAUUUCUCUACAUUUUAAGCCUGUUCCAAAUGAUUUUUAUAUAAAUACAACUUAAAUACAAUAUAUUAUAUAAAUAACACUUUUCUAUUUCGUUUUUAUAUAAAAAUGGCCAAAAAAUAGUAUUUUCAUGCAGGAAAACAUUAGGAGUGUAUAUUGUUCUAAAUUACAUGUCCAAUUAUAAAUUUUCUUACAUUUAGGAUAGCUAAUCUUCUGAAACUCAGUCUAAAAAUCUAAGAAUUUCACUAGGUAGGAUUAAGGGACAGGCUAGUAGUUUUAAUAAAAUAAUUCUCUGACUUUGCCAUCACUUUUGAAGCCUUGGAGACAGAGGGAGAGGAUGUGAAAUGGACAAAGCUGUAUUAGGAGGACACUGAUUACACAGAGUAGAUGUAUAUUUUGGUGAAAUUUUUAAAAAUCCAAACAGCUUGGGAUGGAGGUGACCAUGUAGCUGUCUAAAGAACAGAAGUGAAACAACAUAAUUGUCAAGGCAGUUCACAGUAGGACAUUGUAAGAACAUGUGUGAGAACCUUAAACUAGAUUGUUUAGAUUGUGAAACAACAAAGUAAUUUUCUAGCUUUUUUUGAAGGCUUCACAAGCAACUUUUUCUUAAAAUGAAAAACUAUCUUGUGCCUUCUGUUGCAGAAGUUGUUGCCUUUCCCCCCACCUUUGGUUGUGAUUUUAUUGUAUAUAAUGGACAGUGCACUUCCAUAUCUUUCCAAGAGGCAUUUUUGGGCAGCAGUACCUACACUUUCUAUCCACAGAGGAUACUGAGCCUUUAGUUCUUGUUGAAGGCCCCUUACUUGUGAGCUUACAGUUGUGAAGUAUCUGCCUGUGACAGGUGUGGCAAUCCUGCUGGAGUCAGCUCUUAGGUAAGCAUGAUGCCCUUAAUUCAUCUGGCCACGUGAAGUGCCGUGCCCAGGUGCACUGGUGGCACUGCAGCACACCCCUCUGCUCUGAAAUGAUUGUACCCCAAGCUGCUAUGCUUCAUAUACUAGAAUAAAUUCUCUUUAAUCACUUCCACCUAGUACUUCAAGAAGUAAAUGGGCUUCUCUAAGAUCUAUUUGAUGGAACUUCUAUAUCAGUGCAAAGAAUAUUCCAUAUUUAGAGUAACUUAAUUUAAAGCAGAAACAAGCCCACCGUCUAGGAUAAAACCGGGGCUGGGUGGGGUUUGUGUUGAGUGAAGGUGGGUAGUCUAAUAACAAUAGUCUGGAUUGUCUUCCUACAAAGUCAUCCAUAAUAGUCCCAAGCCACAUGGAAAUAUAUUUUUCUUGUUUUAAUUACUAGAUGCUUCAGAGAAAAUGGAUUGUAUUUUUUUAAUUUACAAAAAAAAAAAAGGUGCAAUACUUAGAGAAACAGUAAAAGGCAAAUGGCUGCAUGUUUCUAUGCCCUGCAAAAACAAAACCUUUGUGAGCAUGUGACGUGCACUUGACCAAAAGUGGGUUUUUUUAGCUUUAGCUGCUAUGUUACAGAAACAUGUUUCAGUGCACUAGUGUAACUCAGAACUUUCAAAUAUUUUCAAUGUGCUUUUGAUGAGGAGAGUAUUUUUUAUUCAUAAAGUGCCUGUGGAAGUAAAAAUCCAAAUGUUGCAUGCAAGCUCAAAUAAAUCAUAAAACCACAGCCCAUACUUGAAGAGAAUGGGUGCUAAGUCAGCAGCUGCAUGGAACAGCUGGUCAACAGUCCGAAGCCUUGAUAAGAUUCAAAGACUAAGUGUGAGCGAAGAAUAUUAUGUUACUUUUGAGAGUUUACUGUGUUAAAUAAACUUCCAAUGCUUCUGCUUGGGCCUUAACUCUGUAACUUGGUUAUCCUUAAGGAAAAAUUAGUUCCUUUGAAUUAUUCCAUUUUUAAUGCUUUUUUCAUUAUAGUCUUUACUCUGGUGGGGAUUUUUGCUUGCUUGUUAGGUGGGGCUAUUUUUUUGCCUGUUAAAAGUGGAGUCACCAAAUGCUUUGAUUACUCAGUUCGGGGUAAAAGAGUUUGAAGAAUGGUGUUUCCUUAAGUGCAGAAUUAAAGGGGGUGUGUUUUUUAUUACACUGAUGCUAGGACUGAACAGGAAGGAUUUCCAUGGAAAGUACUGUAGUGCUAAAGCUUGUAUAUGUAGUUAUUAGGGGUAUGCAGAGUAUUAGUAAAGUACUUGGAUAUGUUUUGCUGUUAAUUUCAUGCUUUAAAAACAGGCUAUUUGGUUCUAAUUUAAAUUGGAGAAACUGAUUUUAAUGUUGCAACAGCUAUUAUUUUAACUUGAAAUAUCCGCUUACGUACUGGUAUGUUAGAGGAAAAGUUAUGUUUUCUCACUUAAAAUUUUGAAAUUAAUCACAUUUUCUAUCAAAAUUAAUGUGCAAUUUAAUCUCUGGACAUCCUAGAAUUGGCCAUAUGCCACUGAAACCAAACUUUUAGCUGCAUACAUAGGGAAGAAAGGCAUUUUUUAAAUCUAGUUCAGCUUCUUGACUAGACUGAGAAGGAAGUGAGGCUAGAUUACUCUUGUACAAAGAAAACAGACAAAAACAGUAAUGUGUUUCAGCUGUGCUGAAUACCUUAGCUUCUUAUUUUCACACUACAGAACUUAGACUUUUCUAGAGACUCAGAUUUAAAAUAUCUUUAGUUCAGCAAAAUUUUCAUCUGUUUUUAUAUAUUUUUUUCUAAUAGAUGCAUUUUAUUUGUAUACUUUGUAAUUAGCUGCUGAAUUUCUGCCAGAUAUGGACAAAAUAAAAGCUGCAUUCUAUUCUGCCAGUCAAAAUCUGUUUUUAGUUUUUCUGUUUUGUUCAAUCCAUGGCUGGUAAAAUGUCCACUUGCUGUUUAGAUUAAAGAGACAGUUGCCUUAAUUGCUCAGAGGAAAACUGACCUUGACCAUCCAAAGCUUUGUGUAUUUCUGAAAUUGCUGUAACUUCUGUAUAAUUGCAAUAAAACCUUUGUAAUACAGUUCAGCCACUA